AUGGCUGUCGAAUCAGAGGAAGUUCACCAUGAGUCAUCUGAAGAAUACGACUCUGAAGAAUACGAAGAUGAUGAGGAGGUGCUCGAUACUGAGCACAUAGAUGUGGAAAUGGAAGAAGAUGGUUUCAAGACACAUGGUAAAGAGAGAUGCAAGGAUGCUUUCCUUAACUUCAGUUCCGAUUAUGAAGAUAAUGAAGCCGAUGAAGACAAUGACUUAGUUGAUGAAGAUGAAGAAGGGUUUGGUUCAGAAGAGGAAAUCGAUGACACAGCAGGGGCUAAUGAUCUUGAUUUGGGAGAUGCAGUUGGUGCAGGCUUCCCCAUUCAUGACCCAUCAGUUAAGUGGAAUAAGAUGAAGCCCCUUCUUGGUGAAAGAUGGCUAGCAAGACACUUUUUGAAGGAGUUGAAACCUAACUUGAAGUGUAAGGAGAUGCAAUCAAUAAUUAGGACCAAAUUUCAUUGUGGUGUGUCUUGGUCUAAGGCUUAUAGAACAAGGUGUAGAGCAAUGACCAUUAUAGAUGAAAAGUGGGAAUCAGUGGUUUGUCCAGCUGCUAUCAAGAAAAUGAACAAGUUUGGAGAGGAUUUGAGGAAUUGGAAUGUGAAUCCAAGUGGACCAUUUAUUUUUGAAGCCAGGAAUGGAUUAGAAGGGUACAUGGUUGACUUACAAAGCAAAGUGUGCAGCUGUAGGCUUUGGGAUAUCUCAGGAAUUCCAUGUGUACAUGCACAGUGUGCAAUAUUAUUCACUGUACAAGAUCUUGUUCAAUUCAUAAGUGGUGCAAAGGGUAACAGAGGUGGUAAAGGUAGUAAAAGAGGUGGUAGGGGUAGUAAAAGAGGUGGUAGGGGCAGUAAGACAUCUGUUGGAAUUGAAGGUGGUGGAGUGGCUGAAGUUGAAGGUGGUGGAGUUGAAAAUGAGGAUGACACUAUUCCUGAAAAAUAUUUAGUCCAUUUAUGGAAGGCAAUGCAAGAUUUGAAACUAUCAGGGUAUUCAAUUGAAGAAAUUAAAAAUACACUUAGUCUGACAGAUUCACAUAUGAAACAGCUCAAUGAUUACAGUGACACUAUUGAACAAGUUCUUCCUAUGUCUAUGGAAGAGGAGUAUCCACCUCAGACUGAGACACAAGAUGGGGCUGAAGAAAUUAUCCCUGAGACACAACCAGAGAGUGAAGAAGAUGGGAUGUGUUAG
Molecule: messenger RNA, 1179 nt
Organism: Lactuca virosa
Lineage: Eukaryota; Viridiplantae; Streptophyta; Magnoliopsida; Asterales; Asteraceae
Source: the annotation of a GenBank genome assembly